Molecule: messenger RNA, 11839 nt
Organism: Dermacentor andersoni
Lineage: Eukaryota; Metazoa; Arthropoda; Arachnida; Ixodida; Ixodidae
Source: RefSeq, a predicted model, not a curated record
AUGAGCCGUCGUCUCUCAAGCCAGGAGGCUUCGGAGGCGACCGGCGCCGAGCCCCUGCGCGGGCGAAGUUCCCGUUGCUCGCUGGGGUAUCCAAAUUCGUCGCUGUCGCCAUGGUACGUCAGCAACCGGCACGGGGUGAGCCUCGGCAGCAUGACGAUCACGAGUCCCUGCCAACCACUCUCCGUCUCAGGGAGCGUGAGCGGCAUCAGCUACCCGACGUCCGUCUCGUCCAGCAUCAUUCCCCGCACGCAGACACGACUCAUCUCAGCCAGCGCGAGCGGCGGUGGGCGGCUCAUUCGCGGUGGCGGCGCCGACAGCAUGCCACGCGUUUGCAGACCUAUCCGCGUCGGGACCGACACAGCGAUCCCCGGCAGCGAGCAGCUCUUCCAGUUGUCCGUACGCGUUGUGCCGUCUCAUGGUCGCCUCGCCCAAAGUCGGUCGUCAUCGUGCGGUGGAGGACACGCGUUUCUGCGCCACACUUCCCGCGUCAGCGUGCGGGUGGGGCCACGGACAAGCAAUCCGGUGAUUGCCGAACGCAUGAGGAUCGUGGACAACCUCAGGAGACAGGCGAGUGCCGGCAGGCGUGGCACGAAGCGCACCCUCUCCGUCCCCGCGGAGGCGUCGGACUCUGCCGAACGUGCGGCGCAGCCGUCGACGACCCCACCCUCUGCUGCGAGGACCAUUGAGCAUCUUGAUGUCACGCCGCGAGUAUUCACGAGUGUCCAAACGGACGUGAACAGACCGCUGGGGGUGACACCGACAAGGUCAACCAGCUCGCAUGAGGAAGUCGGCAGGAUGUUGUUCAGUGAUUGGGCCAACCGGAAGAAGGAAAUGUUCGCAGACGUAUUCAAGGACAGGAAGGGUUUUUUUACAGACCUGUUGAAGCUGCGCCAUGAUGGGGGACACGAACCCAUUGCGCGCGCGCAGAAGGUGCCCACUGUCGAUUCUUCACGCAGCGAACUUUUUAUGACAACCAUAUCAGAAAUGGCAGAAAAGGACGUCCCAGAAACGUCCGCCGAAAAUUACACGGUGCAUAGCCCUAUCGGUCUGUCAACGACAGCUAGAAAGACAGCAAUAGAAGAGAAAGUACCGUUGCAAGCUGUAGCGGCUUCAGAAAAACAAUAUCCGACGUCGUCAGAAUUUGACUCGUACGACCUCUCAAGAACAGCGGAUUCAAAAACUCGAGCUCUUGAAGCUCCCAGCGACGGAGUUUCGAAAGAAACACUCAAAGACAAAGCAGAAAGUCAAGGCGAAAAACUUCCCGGGUACAUGUUGUUUGACUCGCAGCUUAAAGAAACUGAAACUGCUCCAGAGGUUCCAAGAAUGGAACAAGGAGGUUUUGAGGGACUGAAAGGGACAAGUGUUGACCUGUUGACCCCGAAAACAGAGAGUGAGGUCAAAAUGGAAGUACCAUUGGAAUUAGUUCCCUCAGAGCAGCAGUUUCAGGACACUAAAGUCAUGGAAGUGACGCAGGUCUCUCCUCUCUGGAGCAUCGAAGCAGCCAGUGCACGCGCUGAAGUGCCGACUGAGGCCAGCGGCUACGGCUACGUUCCUGCGCUCGCAGAUUCUACGUUCGAAGCACCUGGGGCAACAAGCGAGGAGCACCAGGUGAUGCCGACAUCGCUUGAAGGUCCGUUUGUGUCGAUGGCUUCCGAUAUGACUGACUUUCCUGCACUCGAACUGAGUAGAACGCAAGAAACAGAUGUUUCAAGACAGCUUCCUUCUUUACGGGAACCAGACCACAGUGAAGUUCAGACGCAGUUGGUCGAACGACCGCAAACUGAUCACAGUGCGCAAUUACAAGUGACAGGUAAUUCCCAUCAACUUGGAGCCUCGGGAGCUCGUCAUGCUUCCAGCGGAUAUGAAACGCUUGUGCCCUUAGAAAGCACUGCGACAGCAGAACAGGCGAAAACAGAAGAAACCACUCAACAAACUGAGACAAAAGACAUAAUACCGAUGCAACUACAUCAAGGCUCCAGGUUAGCUAUUUCAGAGCAGGCCACAGGGUUUGACGUCAGUGCCUUUGAAAAACAUGGUGGUACUCAACUGAACGGGGAGACUCUUGUAGAUGUGACUGAAGACCACUUGUUGUCAAAAGAGCCUCAGAAGGAAAGUGAAAUAAGAGAUGUGGUGCCAAGACAGGUCGAUCAAGGCAGUGAAUUGAUUUCCUCAGAAACUUAUGCAGCAGUUGACGUUACCACAGCAGAACAACACGAGAACCUUCCUGUCCCUGAAUCUACCAAGGAACAUACAGAUGAAAAAUAUUUAGCAAAACAGAAAUGGGACAAGGAGUUAAGAGGCAUCGUUCCAAGGCAGGAAGUUCAAGGCAACGAGCCGGCGUCAUCGGAAAGUUCUGCUCUGGUUGAGGUGAAACCGACAGAAAAAGACGAGGACAUUCAACUUGAUCAACCUACCACGGAGCCCACGGAUAAAGACCGUUUAGCAAAACAAGAACAGGACAAUGAGAUCCGGGACAUAGUGGCCUGGCACCCAGUACAAGACAGUGAACUAAUCUCCUCAGAACAAGCACCAAUGUCUGACGGCAGCGCGACACAGAAUGUCGAUGAUGCGCUGCUCCAACGAAGUGGCGGGCCUGCAGCUGAUGAAAACUUAACGAUGAGGGAAACUGCAAAAGCGAGUGAGUUACAUGACAUCGGACCAAGAGAGGGAGAUCAAGGCGGUGAACCAGCGUCUCCAGAAAGUUCUGCUGUAGUUGAGGUGAAGGAGACAGAAAAACACGAGGGCGUUCCAUUUGCUGAAAUUACUACAGAGCCCACGGACGAAGACUUUUUAGGAAGACGGGGGCCUGAGAAGGAGACUCGGUAUAUAGUACCUAGGCCUCCGCAACAAGGGGAAAUAGUUUCCACAGAACCAACACCGCUGUCUGACGUCAGCGCAACGCAGCAACUCGAUGAUGCCCUGCUCCAACAAAGCGGUGCGCCUGCAGCUGAUGAAAACUUAAAAAUAAAAGAAGCUGCAAAAGCAAACGAGUUACGCGACAUCGUACCAAGACAGGAAGAUCAAGGAAGCGAACCGGCGUCAUCAGAAAGUUCUGCUGUAGUUGAGAUGAAAGAAACAGAAAAACACGACGGUAUUCCAUUUGCUGAACUUUCUACCGAGCCCACUGAUGAAGAAUUUUUAGGAAGACGGAAUCUUGAGAAGACUCGAUAUAUACCUAGGCCUCCGCAACAAGGGGAAAUAGCUUCCACAGAGCCAACACCGCUUUCCGACGUCAGCGCGACGACACAACGCACCAAUGAUGCCCUGCAGAGCUCGGCAUCGCUUUCGAAGGAAGUGGCAGGUGAAACCUUGGAACCCCUUCAAUUUGACGAGCUGCCUGAUUUGCCGGUCAAAGAAAUUAUCCUCGAACCUGGAUACUUCAAGCAUGCCAGUGGCGGGGAACUGCUGGGGGGCUUAGAAAUAAGUCCGCAAGAGUUUGAAGGAGCAGCAGCUGAUGAAAACUUGACGCAAAGGGAAACUGCGAAGGAAAGCGAGUUAACUGGCUUCGAGCAUGCCAGUGGCGGGGAACUGCUGGGGGGCUUAGAAAUAAGUCCGCAAGAGUUUGAAGGAGCAGCAGCUGAUGAAAACUUGACGCAAAGGGAAACUGCGAAGGAAAGCGAGUUAACUGGCUUCGAGCAUGCCAGUGGCGGGGAACUGCUGGGAGGCUUAGAAAUAAGUCCGCAAGAGUUUGAAGGAGCAGCAGCUGAUGAAAACUUGACGCAAAGGGAAACUGCGAAGGAAAGCGAGUUAACAGGCAUGGUACCAAGACUAGAAUAUCAGGGUGGCGGGCUCGUUUCAUCAGAGCGCACUGAAGUAGUUGAAGUAUCUGCAAGAGAAAUUAAUGAUAUUGCUGAGUCCGUAGACGAUUCCUGCAAGUCCUACAAGUCCUACAAGUCGGUCUCACCUGAGCGGAGCACAGUAGCUGAUACUGCUGCGCUACAAAAGCCGGAGCAUAUUAAACUCAUGCAGCCGUCAGCGGCGAGUGAUAUUGGGGCAUAUUUUUUAUCUAAGCAGGAAGAGAAAGCAAGCAACGUAACCGACUUGGUGGCACGUGAUAAGGAAGAAAUAAGUGAAAUGGUUUCUUCGUAUGCCCGCGGCGUAGUUGAAGCGUCUGCCAUGGAUAAAUCUAAAGAGCAACAGGUCGAAACAAGUCUGGUACCCGUUCCAGUAGAAGAAAUACAUACAAAUACUACUUCCAUGUUGCUUGAACCUGCUGAUGCAUCUGCGGUGAAGGGGCUCUACAGGCGACCGCUUACAGAACCCAACGAUAUCUCUGCAGCAGACGAUCACUCCUUAACGAAGCUGACCGAGAAAGUAAGCGAAGUACGGGACAUGGUCGCAAGGCAGCCUGACGAAAGCAGCGAUCUCGUACCGUCAGAAGACACUCAGGCGGCCAGUGUGAAGGAAACAGAACAACGCGACGAAAUUCAAUCUAUAUGGCAAAUUACUGAAUACGCGUUUCCUCACGAACAGAAGAAAGGUGCAGCUAUGGACGUGGUAACAAGAGAGCUGCAGAAUGAGGAAGACAUUACUCAUUCAGUAAUGGUACCGUCAACGCUUGAAACUUCCCAAACGUUUCCUGCCAUUGAAUAUACAUCUGCACCAGUCGCGGAAACCUCUGACCAAGCCACUGCAAGCAAAGCCGCUCCACCAGGCCAAGUGCUGAUGACAAAGACUGGGAAAUAUUCAACCGAUGCAUCAGCAGAGGCAAUCCUAAAAGAAAACGAGCAACCUGCAGCUCAAGGACCGGUAGACUACGCCGCGCAGUUCUGGGACAGUGAAACUAUGCAGCUUGCGCUCACAAACAUGUGGACCCCGGAAAGUGGCACAGUGCUCGCGGAGGAUGCAAGCCGUGGAAGAAAUGUUGUUGACGUUAUGGACGUACCCCAAGUUCAAACCGUGACAAGUUUUGACGGACCGUUCAUUCACAGUGAACUUGAACGAACAAGUAUGGAAGCUUCAGGUAACGGGGCUGUGUUUGUCGGGGAAGCAAUGUCGGUUUCGACUGGAACUGCACGUGAUACUGCUGAAGCCGUAAAGGAAACAUCAGCGUUCACGGAUGAAAAUGUAGUGGACUACGCUGCGCAGUUCUGGGAUAGUGAAGCAAUUAAGCUUCAGCUCACGAAUAUGUGGACCCCAGAAGGUGGUGCCGUGGUUGUUGAAGACAUACAAGCGGAUAUUAUGGUACCUGAUCACGUCGCUGCUCUUUCCGAUCAAUAUUCAGUAGUUGAAACACAACCUACGGGCAGCUCGGCAUCGCUUUCGAAGGAAGUGCCAGGUGAAACCUUGGUACCCCUUCAAUUUGACGAGCCUGGAUACUUCGAGCAUGGCAGGGGCGGGGCACUGCUGGGGGGCUUAGAAAUAAGUCCGCAAGAAGCGACAGAAGAGGCAGAAGAACGGGCAGAGAGCGGUGACAUUGAGGCGCUCCCUGAUGAACGGCCUAUUACUUCAGGUCAGGAAAGUGGCAUGUUUCAAAUAGAAUUGGAGGGAGAGGAGGCAACAGACGCACCGUCCGGCGGCGUGGUAGCCAUAAGUGCGGAUAUGGGAGCGCUACCGCAGCCUGCACUGCCAACCUUACUGGAGCACCUAGAGCAUCCAGGCUGCAAGGAAGGAGCAAUAGAAGAGUAUGCAGAGAGCGCCGUGACUGAAGUGGUUCCCUCUGGACGGCCUACAGCAAUAAGCGGGCAAAAAGACGCACUAGGACUGGAACUUCCCAGUAAGGAAACAGAAGGUGAACCUAUGACCAGCGCGGAAGCGGAGAUGUCAGCCGUAAAUGUGAUGCCGGAGCUUACAUGGUCAGUGAGUUCGGAUCGUCCGACAGAGCAUCCAGAACGCGAGCCGGAGGCAACAGAAGAGACAACAGCCGCGGCAGCCGAGUCGGGCUUCACAGACCAGCAACCGAAUAAAGUAGGACAAAUCAAACGAACAGCAGACGACCUAGUGGGUGACAAAUUCGACAGUACAGCGAACGAAGAACGUGGACCACUGCUUUCCAUCACGAAGAUGGAGAAGCAUUCUUGUGAGAAAACAAGCGAACGUAUCUUGAAGCGGUACGGUGACACAAGGCCCAUGGAGAGUGUGACUGGAGCGCACGAAAGUUUUGUGAUCGCGGAGACAGAAACGCAGUUAUUCGGUGCGGAGGCGAGAGAGUCUAGCAUGAGAAACGCACCGGAGAAAGCUCGGACAGAAGCUGAAUGCAGUCAGUCAAAGUUCGAGCCAGACGUGUUUUUGGCGGAUUUAUUUGGAAAAAGCGGUAUCGAACCAACAGAGUCAAGUCAGCCUUGCGAUUACAUUGCAAGGCCUUUCAACAUUUUCGACGACGUUGCUGGAGCUGCGGCUACCAGCACUACCGAGGCAGUCACCGGGAAGCAAUCGCCCUUAGAAGACGCUGUGAUUCAGAGGGGUUCCGAAGGUACCAAAGAAAGUAGUCCGUACUGUCCCAAAAAAGAAGCGGUAGAUUAUGGCAACGCUCCCGAACACAUUAACUUAAUAGGUGAAGCGUCCGAAGGAGCAUCAUUGAUAUCUCCCAGCGACCCUUCUUUUUCUCCAAAGAGCUCGCCCUUGGCUACCUUUAGCCCAUUUCCAGAAGCGGAGUUUGCAUCCCUAAACAAUCAGGGCCAGUAUGUGCCUCGUCCAACAUUCGACCUAGAAAACAGAAGCGCCAAGUUACAAGCAUGUGCAAAAGAAAGCGACUUCGCCAUCAGAACUGCAGGGGCUUCUGAAUACCAGUCAUCCUUGAACGCAAAAAGCAACUCAUCCGUGGAUAAAGUGCUCCAAACGCUUCACAAGCCGCCUGUACGCUUGAAUGGCGGUGUGUUUCAACAGCAAUUAGUAAAUGUGAACGCGUUGUCUGUACCACUAGGGAAAUGUGCUUUCCCAGACGCCGUGUUACCUUACAGCGUUUAUAAGAGUCCAUUCCAUUCAAUGAGUUCUGCAUCAGAACUAGAUUCAACAAAAUAUGAAGAUGGUUGCCAGAAUAUGAGAGAGAUUCCAGAAAAUCCUUCCGGCGCGCGUUCAGCCAAACCAACCGGUGAAAUGCAGGCUGAUGCGACGUAUGUCAGUCUAACAGAAAACAAUGUCAAUACCUCGCCUUUAGCCGAUGAAGGCGAAGAAAUGCCUAAUUGCGACGCCAUCUUAAACAAAAAAGAAACAGGCUUUCAGCUGGACGCUGCUGCUUAUCAACAAGCACUUCCGGAAGUUGAAGACAUUGCACUCAUUGAAGCUCAGGACCAAUAUGGCCACAGUGAGACAGCGUUAUCAACGCAACGCACGGACUUAGAACCAGUUUCCCUGCCUUUCGACGAGAUAAAAGUGCAUGAUGACGACGGUCAGCCGCUGGCGGAUUUCGUGUCUCUGUUUUGCACUGAAAACUUGCAAGCGCUGUCUGAUGAGCAGGCCAAGUUACGCUCUGCUAACAUGUCCCUCCAGGCGGCUUUCGCGCCACUUAAGAUUGGAACUCCGCCUCUUGGAACGCCGCCUCUCGCAACGCCGCCCGUCGAAACAUCACCCGCUCUAACGCCUAUCACCGGAACAUCGAUGUCUGAACCGCCAGCGACCAGCGACGGGCAGUAUGCUAGCUCAGCAUCAGAGGUUAACGAACUGCAUUACGAGUACACAACUCCCUUCAAAACUGUGACUGGUCAAGAGCCGUCUGAAGAUCAUACGAAACCAGUCUGUGCCGCAGAAUACAUCGGCCAAGCACGUUCUACGGGUCGCGAGCCUUGUUACUCCGCAGACAAGACCACUCCAAGUGUCCCGGUACCAUACGAAACUGGCGUGACCAAAUGUGAAGCUACCAAUUACUCCGGGCAAGCGCGUCACCAGCAACCACCGUUUUCUUUCACAGAAGUCAAACAGCCUUUCAGCGUAGCUAGAAAGGAUUCGAAUGCGCUAGGAUUUGCUGCCGACUUGCACAAGUGGUUCCGUACUGAAGACACCGCGACGGCCGAAUACCCUAUCAGCGUACAACCUGAGUCGACUGAAGAUUCAUCUGGGAUCGAAUUUCCUCCGUGGCCCAGUCACUCAGAGACCGAACCAGAAAAGGCCUUUCAUGCUGUUGACUUGCCAGCAGCUGCGCCGGACAAAGAACGCGCGAAAAAAAACUUGGCAGUUCCGUCCUUGUUACAAGAACUGGAAGGAAGAUUUGUAUGUGAUCCGACCGAAAAAGACAAUGGUGUCGAGAACACGCGAGAAUGUAUCCACACGGGCAGCGUCAGCGGAAUAGACCAAGGUGCAGUCGCGGCUUCCCUCAACAAUAUCCCGGCUCAUGCUGAACCUCAAAAAAGCGGUUUAGCAAUCGCCGCCGAAAUAGAUGGAGCGGGCAAGACAAAGAUACAAAAGCGAAAGCUCUCGUUCAGCGACGAAGUCACUGCCAGUAACGACGCAGCUUUUCGUGAAAAAAAUAAGCUACUGGUUGGUUACUCUGACGUCGGUUCCAGAGCAGACGCAUUGCCCUCGGAAAAUGUUGCUCGUCCUUCAAGAAACCAAGCAACGUACAUUUACCUUGCCGGCGCCACGAUUCCGGAAGAAGAAUGUUCCAGGGACAAACACGAGCUGUCAGCUGCGCUGGACAGUGACACAUCAGCCAAGGCGGGGGACGAGGAAUUAAAGCGGCCCUACAAUGCGAGGCAAAGUGUACCAGAUGACGAGUGGAACAAUGACGAGCACAGCGCAGGUAGCGCGUUCCAACACGGUGAAUUUUCGGCAAGUACAUUUAUGCAAUCCGCUCCCAAAGACGUCACCGCAGCGACGAAUGCCACGUGGACGGCAGAGAACAGAGACGACGACUUGCAGCGUCCUGUGAACGUCAAGACGGGUUUCGAGGAUGCAAGGCGCCUAGUGAACAAGUCCUGGCUAUCCCUGCGCACUGGUAGCGCCGACUACAGCAGCGAGAACGUAGAAAAUACUCGCGGUGACGAAACGGCGCUUGGCGACCGUCGCGCGAUCGCCACGGAAGUAGGAGACAAUACCUGGGAAACCUCGACCAGAGACUUUGAGUCCAAUGUCCCAACAGGCGCUGCCACGAGCGAUCCUCUGGGCGCAGGAGGUGUCCCCUCAAGCGAGCGAAAGGGUUCGCUAAGCAGCGUCAGUGUAGGGUACACCCAGGAAUCGCACCCAAAUGACGGCAAUGUUUCAUCUUACAGUGUAGACGCCUCGGAUGACUUGGAAAGCCUGAAGGUGCGCCUCUUCGCAACGAGACGCCGCUCCCAGGUCACAGGAGACAUUCCCGACGACGUGAUUAGGAAAAGUGAGCCCACAUCAACGCUCAGCGCUUCCCACAUUGUGGCUACGGACGCACCGUUUCCGUGGGAGCACACGCGCAGCGUUGAUUCAGAGACCGGAUACGCCCCCGCGAUCAUACUAAGAGACGACGCCUACCAAAUGAGCUUGCUGGGCUCGGCAGUGGCUGAGGGUGCGGCAGACGUAGCCAACGCCAGCGAAUACGAGGUUCCCAAGGCAGGAAAGGAAACUACGAAAUCGGAAAGUGCAUUGUCGCCCGCAUUCGGAAAUGUGUUAAACGCCGAAGAAGGCCCCACGCGACAUGGCGAAGAACAGCCCGAUGCGGGUAUGACGGCACGAGCAGCCCCGAUUCAGCUGGAACCUUCCCAACGUGGGGGGAGCGAGUCGCCCACGAGUGACGAUGAAGGAGGGCGUAUGGAGCGCCUCUUGAAGACGGCAGGCGAGGACAGAAAGGACGACGACAUCAGUGACGAAGUGCCAGACGCUGACGACGAGAGUCCAAAGCUUGUUUCGCACUGCGAAGAGCUGCGAUUCGAGAAUUUUAGGACGGUUGUGGAACACAUGGCGGAUCUGUCGACGCGAAGCGAGGCAAAUAUCGUGUACGAGUCGUUCGUUCCCGCUAUUGGCAAAAUCAGCGACAUGCUCGGUAACUUUUAUUAUGAUACUGCAUUCAAAGUGCGCGUCGUGGACGACUAUGAUUUACCGUCCAUCAUGUACGACCGCUGGAACGAAGAUGCUGCCAGCGUGGCUCCAACGAUCAAGACAUUUUGGACCUACAGCCCACAAAGCUUCUUGAUGUCCGUCGACGAGAACGGCACGCACUGCGGCAUCAUCAGCGCCAUCGUGUUCGAGGACGAGCAGACCUUCUGCGCGGCCAACAGCGUCAAGUGCGACUUCCUGGCGAGCGGUGUCAAGCGGCAACUGUGGGACGCACUGCUGAGCGUGCAGCACGGCAAGAACUUGUUCACCGUGGUGCCGGCCGAGCAGGUGGGCGCCUACUACCGCCAUCUGGGAUUCUACACGUCGGCCAGGGGCCUCAUCCUCCACGGAAAGCUGGCGUCAGACACGGACCUCGCGCCGCUCGGUCAAUUCCCGCUGCCGGACGGUGUCGAGAUCGUCAAGUUCAAGAAGCAGAUGUACGCGUCGCUGCUGAGCUUCGACAAAAGCACGCUCGGCUUCGGCCGCAAGCGGUUCUGGAGGAUGACGCUGCGCGAGGGCCCCAUCUCGUUCCGCGUGGCGCUCCGAGGUGGCGGGGUCGGCGGCGGCGGGCGAGUGUGCGGCUACGCGGGCCUCCAGAACGACACGCGCGGCGUGCCCGUCGUGCGCUGGUUGGUGGCCGCCGACGAGGGCGUGGCGGUGCGCCUCCUGCACAACCUGCUGGCCGGCUCGUUCACGUUCCGCCAGCGCGGCGCCUGGAUGGCGCUGUACGCGCGCAGCCACGCGUCGGCCGCGCUCCUUCGGCACCUGGACACCAGCGGCUUCCAGCCGUGGAUGCUCGUCUUCAACCGGCGGGAGCCGUUCCUCCAGUACAGGAACAUAGCGGUGCUCACCUACAUAUGAACAUCACCCACUUCGACUUUUCGCUGACGUUACGCAUGCGCUGGGAGAUUCUCGUUUUUAUUUGCUAUUCUUUAUUGGCAAUGAAAUUACUAUAUGCAACAAUGCUUUGGUGCGCUGCUGUUCUCGACUGCACGUAUACGCGCCGACUGGUAACCGCGAUAGAUCGCUGUACGUACAUGGGAGAGAGCACGGGAUUAAUUUUUCACGAUCCAUCACAUGUUGCACGGUCGUAAGAAAGCGCAUUUGGAAUGCCGUAACCGAAUCUUAGCCCAACUAUAGGUUAAGGUUAGCGCAGCAAGGCAGCAACACUUUCACGCUUAACAGCCCAUGGUCAAAGGGUGGAGCCCACUUGAUGGCACUUGCAGGUAACGCCAGUUAAUACAGUUACAAACGCAGAAACGACGUUUUCUUUGUAUGCGUGACCGAAUGUCUCGGGAGUUUCGCGAGUAAAAUUAACACAGUGCACAGCGGACAAUUACGAGCCAACAAUACACAUAUUCUAGAAACAAGUGUAAGUUAACGUUAAAUUACUCUACUCUACGCAAUGCUAAAGGGCUCGGGAAUUUAAGUGAAAUUGAAAGGCAUUUAUCGGAUGUAAUUAAGCUUUGCGUUCCUAGCAAUGUAGAGCAAGAGUGUAAGAACACGCGUUUAGUUUUUGAAUAGCUUGCACGUGAAAUAUAUAUUAUGCAACGAUAAUACACUAAUUGCUCAGCGUUAUGAUUGUCAAUGGUUACACUUGCACUUUCUGUAACGCUGAUAAACAUAUAACGCAUAAACUGGCUGUGCAAAAAAGCCAUUGGUAGGAAGAGGUUGGUAUUGUCAACAGCGCGGAAUAUUUCAUUGGCUAAAGUAUGAGUGCAAUACCUGAAAUCCUUUUCCGGAGGUGACGAAACGUUGAGUGUAUGCCGGUAGUAUUGAAAUUGUUCAUUACAUUCGACUCGUGUUAAUUAAAGCUCCCGGAUACCACAGGUGCUAGGUAGCUUGAAUGACCAUAAGUGUGGAUUUAAUGAAGUCAAAUAAAAUACAAUCCGAAAGAAAA